CCCUGAUGGCCUUUGAUCGGGUACUUUUAAACAAACGCGGGCUGGCUAGUGCCAAUCUUCCGCUAACCAACACAACCUUGCCACAAACCGCCGAGCAGGUGCCACUGCAUAAGAUGCUUAUCACCGUCCCCUCAUUCAAUUCUCUUGUUAUAUUUUGACAGGAGUCAUUCCAUUCCUUUCACAGCCACAAAAAAUAUUUUCACUCGUAUCCACCACAUAGUGCUUUUGGCUACACAGUUGUCAUGUCACUGGGAAUGUGAAGACAAAAACAACUACCUCCAUCCAUGGGCAUAGCUCCCAGUUAUAGGACAUACUGCGCCCGCACGCCAAUCACGAUGUGGUUGUGAAACAAAUUCCUGCCUUCCCGGCAAAUUCCUGCCUUUCCGGGCCCCUUUUUAUGCAAUUUUUUUUUUCUCUCAAAUGAACCGGGCCAGACUCACAGAAAUGUUUUUUAUAUCAUUUUGAAUCCGGGACGCUGCCGAGUUGUCACCAAGAGAAGGCGUUGCUGCCCAAAUUAAACCUUUCACAAUGGAUGCAUUCUCAAUUUCGUAUUCAAGCGAUGCCGAAAAACAAGCCUCUUAUAUGUAUCAGGAUUUGCACAGUCUAUACUCACACAAUGCGAUAGAGAAAACAACUUUCAAAACCCUGCCUGCGAUGCGGCAACUAUCAGACACAAAUGCUCAACACCAAAGAAAUUUCGAUCCCGGACUGUCACCUCACAUUGGCAUCGUCGGAGCCGGGCUUGCCGGGCUGAGAUGCGCUGAUAUUCUACUCGAGAGAGGAUUCAGAGUUACCAUCCUCGAGGGUAGAAAUCGUAUCGGGGGAAGAUGUCAUCAAGAAACGCUGCCCAACGGUCGCAUGGUUGAUUUGGGUCCAAACUGGUUCCACGGCACCAAGCAGAAUCCUCUCCUUGAAUUGGCAAAGCAGACCGGUACCGAGAUUGGAGAUUGGAACUCCAAGACUUGUGUCUAUGAUGAGGAUGGCCAGCUCUUAUCCAAGGAGGAGGCCGAGAAGUUUUCGACUUUGAUGUGGGAUAUCAUUGAGGAUGCGUUCAAAUACUCCAACCGUUAUCACAAAGACAGCAUUGACUCCUCAAAGAGUCUAGUGGACUACUUCAAGGAGAAUGUUGUCAAGAAGAUCCCGGAUACGGAGCCAGAUUAUGAGAGGCAAAGAUCUAUGGUGCUCAAGAUGUCUGACCUGUGGGGCGCAUUCGUCGGCUCUCACACCUCUACACAGAGCCUCAAAUUCUUUUGGCUAGAGGAGUGCAUCGAAGGAGAAAAUCUCUUCUGUGCCGGUACUUACCACAAAAUCCUUGCAGAGGUUUCCAGGCCAGCUCUACAGAAAGCCACCAUCGAAUACGAAACCGUGGCUACCAAGAUCUACAGCAAAGAUACGAGCACUGGAACCAUCAAGGUUUCCACGUCCAAAGGCAGAGACUAUGAGUUUGACGAGGUUGUCCUCACUGCACCUCUGGGCUGGGUAAAAAAGAACCUUGACGCUUUUGAGCCACGUCUCCCUUUAAGACUAGAGAAAGCGAUCAAGAACAUCGGCUAUGGGGCACUGGAAAAGGUAUACCUGAGUUUUCCAAAAGCAUUUUGGCUUGAACCCAACGCGAACGGCCAAGUUGUGGACGGGUUUUGUCAAUGGCUGCGCCCAAACUACGCGCAAGACACAAACCCUGCGCGAUGGACGCAGGAAAUAGUCGAGCUUGCCUCCUUACCAGAGCCCACAUCACACCCGACACUGCUCUUUUACACCUCGGGUGACGAGUCUAGGCACAUCACUAGCACGCUCGCUUCACUUUCUGGUUCAAGGGAGAAACAGCAGGAGUUUAUCUUCAACUUUUUCCACCCGUACGUGUCUCUGCUGCCACACUACGAUGCCCAAUCCCCAGACUGUCAGCCGACUGGAUACCUGGCGACAUCGUGGCUCCAGGACGAGCUGGCUGGGAACGGAAGCUACAGUAACUUCCAGGUAGGAUUGGAGAACGGAGCUGAAGAUAUUCGUGUGAUGAGAGAGGGCGUGCCGGACAGGGGAUUGUGGAUCGCAGGGGAACACACGGCGUCGUUUCUCGAGCUUGCGACUGCGCCUGGUGCAUACUCGAGCGGUGAGUGGACCGCGUAUAGGAUUGCAAAGGCGUAUUCCCGAGGCGAGCUUCCCUCCGUGGGGCGGGAAUAACUGGGGAUUAUGGACUUGUCUAUCUGUUAUUGGACCUCAGCUCAUUUUUUUUUUCUUUCUUUGUGUGGAAACUUUCGUUACGAUAUAAAGCCUACUUUGAAGGCGCAAAGAGACUGUUUAAUGUCUUGAAAGCCAUUGUACUGGAACUAUAAUGCGUUUGUGUACCAGUCACUGAUUUAAGCUUGAUAUUUUACCAUGCGAGUGUUAGAAAUAUAGGUAUAUAGUCAUACAGUAUAAACAUGACCGGUUUAAAGUAGAAACUUCUACUGCAAAAUAGUCAAAGCUAGCAAUAUAGAG
Molecule: messenger RNA, 2475 nt
Organism: Pyricularia oryzae 70-15
Lineage: Eukaryota; Fungi; Ascomycota; Sordariomycetes; Magnaporthales; Pyriculariaceae
Product: amine oxidase
Exons: 3
Coding region: 529-2178 (549 amino acids)
Molecular function (GO): oxidoreductase activity
Source: RefSeq, a predicted model, not a curated record